Messenger RNA from Triticum dicoccoides, 2343 nucleotides. RefSeq lists its product as uncharacterized. The coding region runs from base 1441 to 2343 and encodes 300 amino acids. The record is from RefSeq and is a predicted model, not a curated record. NCBI's taxonomy places the organism in Eukaryota, Viridiplantae, Streptophyta, Magnoliopsida, Poales, Poaceae. The transcript is spliced from 5 exons.
UCCUUUCCCUCGCCCACAGAAACUCUAGGCCCCUUCUAGAAGGGAGCCCAAAAGCUCUCGGCCAUGGCGCCCACGUAGCCCGAUCGAGCUCCCCUCCACCGUCGUCUUCGUGUCUGGUCGACUCAUCUGCUUCGUCUACGUUGACUACUACACGGACGCGAAGCAAGAACACCUAUGGACGCAGUCUUCUUCCUCUACUUCCCAAUUCCCAUUCGGCCGCUGCCUCGCCUUCGUCAAUUGUCGAUCGUCUACUUUGUCCACCUCUUGGCCAGCCAAGCACACAUCCGUGCUUGUGGUAUGCCCGUGCACCUCCUACCCCUUUCCCCCCUUCGAUUGUGUCCGGUUUUGCCCGAUUCACCUCGAGCCCGAGAGCUCCUCCGCGCGGCCAUGUCGCCGGCGUUCGUCCCCAUUGCAUCGCUGCACUCGCAUGCAUCCGUAGAGUAGUGUGUCAGCGUUAGUUUCUUCAUUUGCCGGUCUUAGCGUCGAUUCCAUAAGCACCCGAGCGCCCCCAACUCCGGCAUGUCGCCACCGUCGCUCCCAUCGACGUUUGGCGCCAUGGUUGGUUGCCUGGGUUGCGGAUUUACACACUGCACCCUUUGCACGCACUCACACUUCGGGAGCACGUCGGAAUUCAACUCCGGCGAGUGCUCCGCCGUAUGUUUGGUUGCCGCCGACACCUCCUCUGUUUCCCCUAUUUCAUUUUGAAUGUGAGCUCAUCUCCGCUGCCGGAUCUCAGAUGCAAGGUUAGGAUUAGAACGUUUUGUAACAUUUUGCUGCACCACUGCCUUCUAUCACUGCCACAUAGGACCACUUUAUCAGGCUCUAGAUCCAACUCAAAUUUCAUCACGGCUAUGCUCGAGCAGAUGCACAGUCCUAGCCCAGUGGCAUGAGCCCCUCUCUCUCUCUCUCUCCACCGGGGUUUAAAUCCCCUCGGGCGCAAAGAGAGGACAAACGCACCCAUAUUUUUGCGGAAAUGUUAACGCCCACAUGUGUCGGCGUUUACCACCCAGACCACACGCAAGCAUCUCCGUUGGCAAUUUUGUGCACGAAUCUUGGAACAAACAGGCCGGUUUUCGGCGCCACGUAGGACGAGUCUCGUGUGCGAUGUGCGAGUUAGUUCGCCCGCACGGUGGUUGCUAUCCCGUGGUCAGCGGUUGCCACUCAGAGGCGUGCGGUGGAACUUCCAUGCGCCCGCACGCCACGCUCCGACCGCGGUUGACGUCAAACACGUCGCACACCCCUCCACCCUCUCCCUCACGGUUCCAUUUACUCACCCACGGCGCAAUUACUGGCACAACCCACUCGCACUUCAAACCACUGGAGGAGAAGGCGAGGGGAGAAGGCGACGGCGGAGGCGGAACAAUCGACGGUGUUCGCGGCCGUCGGUGGUGCUCGCCGGAACGGAGCGGCUUCGCCGGAACGCGUGCGGGUUGAAGCAGAAUGGCUCGUGGCGAUCAUCAAAAUGAUGACGAUGAUUUCAUGGAUCCACCACAGCGUAAUCGGGCAACUAGACGGAGAAAAGAGGGUGAUGAGAAGAAAAAACGUAUUCGCAACAGAGCCUCCCAAGAACGUCUGACUGUGUUGAUUGACAAAUUCACCGACGAUCAAAAGGGAGCUGCUGCUGAGAUGGGUAUGCGGGCUCUGAUGGAAGUCCGGUGCACGAACCUUGUCAACCCUGUAUGCGACUGGCUUGGUGAGAUCUACGAGCCCGCCUCCAGGGAAUUCGUGAUUCCGGGACGUGGAAGACUUCCGUUGAACGAGGAAUCCGUGUUCUGCACUUUGGGUGUGCCUCGUGGACAUAUCAAAGUCCCGUACGAGGUCAACAAUGAGAUCGAGGAAGCGCUGUCCGCCCGUUUGUUUCCUGGAUUGGAGUCCAUGCCGAACACAUCUGCACUGGCAGAUUCGCUGCAGGCCAUGACGACGCACGGAGAUGUUUUCAAGAUGAAGCUACUCAUGUACCUCAUCUCAGUUGUUUUUGCACCGACCACUUCUCUUCGCCCAAGCAACAAAUGCUUCCCCAUCCCGGCGAAUCUGAAAAAUAUGAAGAACAUGAACUGGUGUAAGUUUAUUGCCGACUUCCUCCAUGAUGCUUUCGCAAACAAGAUGUACCAAAAGGGUUGCCGACUGCAUUUAAUGCUCAUGUAUGUCGACUGUCUUGAUCUGUCCACUGUGGAUUUCAUUGGGGUAGGAGGCCCGCCGCCUACGCACAAGUUUGUUGUUUCUGCGUGGACUAUCAAUGCUGUCAAGGCUGUGCUUGCCGCAGACAGGGUAACUGAUACCACAUAUGGAAAACUGCAGGUUAGUUUUUGUUUCUCUCUCCACACAGCAUGCUUACAAAUUUGA